GCCCGGAACUGAUCUGUGUAUAUAUACUUUGAAGACGACAGCGUGUAGACGAAUAUCGCGGACACGAUCCGAACAGCACAAGAUACAGAACGUGAGAUUCUAACCACACGAAUACAAGCACAAGAUACAAAACGUGAGAUUCUAAACGGUGUAAAACCAGCGCAAGUUUAUUAUCAGCUAGAUCUCGCAUUUGUUUUUGAUCCCAAGAAGAAAAGAUGCAGUCGGCAGGGCUUUUCAUAAUUUUAGGCCUCCUUGUUGCUCAGUGCGCAUUGGGCGCCCCAACUCAACAAGCAAUGCAAUUCCUCGAGGCCAUGGGCAGCAAGUACAAAAACCCAACAGUUUACGCAGUUCGCUUAGACUCAGAUGUCAGCUUAGACUGCGAUACGAACGAGCGCUCAGUUGUGGUCACCCUGUGGCACAGGAUGAGACCUUCUGAUACCUUCAGGCAGGUUCCUGAACAGGAAGGAAAAGUGAACAAGAAAAAGCCCGGGAAAUUCACCGUGCUCAAAGUCACUCUUGAAGACAUAGGGUUCUAUCAGUGUAGAGCUCUGAGUGAUAGCAAACAAGAAAUCACCAGGGAUUUUGUCAUUGUUCUAACGGCUGCUUCCCCAAGUCUGGUGAUGUCCCCAGAGGUCCUCCUGGAACGCAAAGUGUCAGGCAGUGAUGUUAGGAUAUCAUGCGAAACUACUGCCAAUAAGCGCAUCAAAUGGUUCUAUUACUCCACCAAUCAAGACCCGUCACAGAAGCAGAGGAUCCGACGAUCGCGCAAUUACCACGUAACGAACGUAAAUACGAAUGUUGAUUAUGGGUUCAGCAAUGUCACCGUGUGGAAUAGCACUCUCACCAUUGUCAACGCCCAGGUCGCCCAGAGCGGUCAUUACGAAUGCAGUCUAGGAAAACCGUUUGAAUACCUGUACAGGAAUAACCAUCUAGUUGUAACAGACCCCACGCCACCAAUAUUCAGUACCAGCUCAGAAACCAUCACGGCCACGCCCAAUACCCCAGUCUUCCUCGGAUGUAAGCCAAAUGGUUACCCUAAACCCACGAUUGAGUGGAAAUAUUUCCCGCGGAUGAAAAAGGGUGUAUCUAUUAAACCGUGCACCCGUAUCCACGUGGAAAGAUGCACUGAUGAGGACUUCAUCCAAGCUACAGAUGGUAUCAUAGUAGAGCGACCCGACGUCGACUAUCACAGUGGAAUGUUCCUCUGCAUCUCCAACAAUCCCUUCGGUACAGCACGAAAAUACUUCGUAGUCAACGUACCACAUGCCCCAGAGAUAGACAGAGCAAACACUCCGAAAGUCAUCCUGCGGAAGCCCGGUCCAUCUACAUUUACUGUGUACUUUAAGCACCUCGGUUACCCUGAACCAAGUAUUCGAUGGGAAAUGCAACCCUCGUGGUUUUAUGGAAGUCCUGCGAACCCAUCUAUGUGGCGUCCUUUUGAGUCGUACGACAAGGCCGUCAGGCCAGAAGUACUCAAGAAACCCACAGAGGGAAGCUUAUCAACUGUUGUGCGUAUACCCUUCACCCUCAAUAUCGGGGCGUGGUUUAAGGUCACGGCGUCUAACGAUGAAGGCUCGGACAGCUUAGAGGUUCUCUUUAUUGGUCAGUAACUGAACUGAACAACACAGCGAGUGUAGGGACAUACCAAGUGCUUUUACAAGUGUAGCACGGUCAAGUGAACAUAUCAAAUGGUCUGACAUGUGUUCUACAUACAAAAUCCUAGCCUCAGGUCAUGUACAAACCCAGGGUUUGUUUAAGUGUGAGGUACUCAGGUAUAAAUAAGAAAAGAAAAAGACUUGUUGGCGGAAGUACGCAUGCGCCCUGUGACCAGCCUUACAAGCACAGCUACAAUUAGUAAAGAUUCCUUAAUCUUUGCAUAAAACCAUUAAAUUCGCACUGGCUUGAGGAUCGAUUAAUGAAGGGAAUCAUCAAGCCCUCCUCCUCAGAAAGAAAUUGACUUUCGCUAUCGCAAACAAGGACUAAUCUUAAAAAAAACUUUUUUUGUCCAGCGAUUUGCGAACUUGUUACUGUUGUAUACAUUUUAUGCCUCUAAACUUCAUUCUAGUUGCUAGGAGUUACCAAAAGCCCGACAAGCAAUUGUGCGCAGUUUUAGUGUAUCCGUAUUUUACGGCCUUUUUCUGAAGUACGUUGAACACAAACUGUUAGCAGUUCAGGCGCUCGCAUUUUUAAUAGCAUUUCAUAUUUAUUGUAAAUACCGUUUAUUAAUUAUAUAUAUCAUUAUACUGUAAAUAUUAACUGAAUAAUGGACCAUUAAACUAUGUAACCCUA
This is a messenger RNA of Nematostella vectensis (starlet sea anemone), 2289 nucleotides long. RefSeq names its product Down syndrome cell adhesion molecule homolog. The coding region runs from base 216 to 1610 and encodes 464 amino acids. The record is from RefSeq and is a predicted model, not a curated record. The transcript has 6 exons. Gene Ontology annotation, biological process: homophilic cell-cell adhesion. Gene Ontology annotation, cellular component: plasma membrane. Lineage: Eukaryota; Metazoa; Cnidaria; Anthozoa; Actiniaria; Edwardsiidae.